AUGGCAGCUCCUGGUGUUCAAUCGUUGAAGUGCGUCGUUACGGGUGAUGGUGCUGUCGGAAAGACAUGUCUUCUCAUCUCCUAUACGACGAAUGCCUUCCCGGGUGAAUACAUACCUACUGUGUUCGACAACUACUCCGCAAGUGUCAUGGUUGAUGGCAAGCCCAUCAGCUUAGGACUAUGGGAUACUGCUGGUCAGGAAGAUUACGAUAGGCUGCGACCUCUCUCCUACCCCCAGACCGAUGUUUUCUUGAUCUGCUUUUCUAUCGUAAGCCCGCCGUCGUUCGACAACGUAAAAGCCAAGUGGUAUCCUGAAAUUGACCAUCAUGCGCCGAACAUUCCCAUCAUCCUGGUCGGAACCAAGUUGGAUUUGCGAGAGGACCCCUCCACUCUAGAAAGCUUGAGGUCUAAGAGGAUGGAACCGGUCUCAUACGACCAAGCCCUCGUUUGCGCGAAAGAGAUUCGUGCCCACAAAUACCUAGAAUGUUCCGCUCUUACGCAGCGAAAUCUGAAGAGCGUUUUCGACGAAGCUAUCAGGGCCGUCCUCAACCCCAGGCCUGUCGCGACGAAAGGAAGCAGCAAGAAGAGCAAGUGCACAAUCCUAUAA
This is a messenger RNA of Annulohypoxylon maeteangense, 606 nucleotides long. RefSeq names its product P-loop containing nucleoside triphosphate hydrolase protein. The transcript is spliced from 6 exons. NCBI's taxonomy places the organism in Eukaryota, Fungi, Ascomycota, Sordariomycetes, Xylariales, Hypoxylaceae. The coding region runs from base 1 to 606 and encodes 201 amino acids. Gene Ontology annotation, cellular component: plasma membrane; cell cortex; cytoskeleton. Gene Ontology annotation, molecular function: GTP binding; protein kinase binding; GTPase activity. Gene Ontology annotation, biological process: small GTPase-mediated signal transduction; regulation of actin cytoskeleton organization; establishment or maintenance of cell polarity. The record is from RefSeq and is a predicted model, not a curated record.